Molecule: messenger RNA, 588 nt
Organism: Linum tenue
Lineage: Eukaryota; Viridiplantae; Streptophyta; Magnoliopsida; Malpighiales; Linaceae
Source: the annotation of a GenBank genome assembly
AUGACGACGGGAGACGACGAAGUCGCCGUUGGCAUUGGCGGUUACGAUUCCGGGACAGUGGCGACAAAGAGGGAACUCGAAAGGACCUCCCGCGACGACCACAGCCGGCGGAAGCAGGAACCGCCGCUCACGAUUUUCUACAACGGAAGGUACCGCGUCUACAACGACGUGACGGAGAUGCAGGCCAGAGCCAUUAUAAUGAUGCUGGCCAGUAGCAGUAGUCAAGAGAUGGCAUCAACGACGGACGACAAAUCGGUGACGAGCCCCGGGGACGAGCAGUCGCAGCGGUGGGCGGCUCCACCGGAAACUCCUCCGGCGGUGGGGUUGUCGAUGAAGAAUCAUUGCAGAGGUUACUUCAGAAACAGAAGGGGCGAGCCCAGGCCGCCGCGGUGGCGCCUUACGCACGCGCCGUCCAUAAGAAGGAGCUUCAGUUUCAAAUCAACUACGGCUUCCAGAUCCUUGCUCCCUGACUGGGAAACCAUUCCCGUUUUGUACAGCCAACGAGUUCGAGUUGGACGGAUUUUGAUUUUCACUUUUCUCCGCAACUGUGCGCUCCAGCAAUUUGCUGCCCAACGCCCUUGUGCGUAG